Haliotis rufescens (red abalone) is the source of this 1804-nucleotide messenger RNA. RefSeq names its product protein unc-93 homolog A-like. Lineage: Eukaryota; Metazoa; Mollusca; Gastropoda; Lepetellida; Haliotidae. Bases 322 to 1344 code for a protein of 340 amino acids. The record is from RefSeq and is a predicted model, not a curated record. The transcript has 2 exons.
CCUUAUCAACUCAUGGCCAGCCACAUGUCACAACCAGUGUAGACACACAGUCUGCUAACCCCUAUGAAACAAGUAAGUUUGAAUAAGCUCUUACUUGGUAGAUAAUUGAAACAAACAUGUCUGACGUAGAAACUGAAGAGACCCCAUCGCCACUGUUUGGGAAGGAAACAAAGAAUACAAUAGUCCUUGGACUAGGAUUCCUGUUUGUAUUCUCGUCAUACAUGUCGUUACAGAAUCUGCAAGGAAGCCUGAACGACGAAGGUGGUUUGGGAGUUCUCUCCCUUAGUUGUCUCUACGCAGCAGCCAUUUUGUCGGCCAUCUAUGCUCCCACGUGGAUCACUGUUGUUGGGGUCAAGCGAUCAGUGUGAACGUACCGGUGUGGAGCUACAAACCUCUCUCAGCAGAAUUAACGGGAUUUUCUUCGGAAUGUUUGAACUUAGUAAUAUCGUGGGUAACCUACUAUCGUCCCUUGUACUGUAUCAAGGCCAGUAUAACAGCACCAACUUGAACACUACUUCCUUUUGUGGAGCUCAUGAUUGUCCUGAAGCAGAAACAGUGGACAUCAUCGCUGAUCCCGAACCCACUGUGGUUUACAUGCUUCUGGGUGUGUUUCUAGGAUGUGUCGUCACGGGGCUAGGGGUUGUGAUUAUUUUCCUUUCACCAGUACACAAUCAGUCCUCAACCAACAAGAACACAAUCAAACAGUCACUGUGGUCCUGGUUCAGACUCAUCAUCAAGACUGAUAUCAAGUUUCUGCUUCCAUUUAUGUUAUAUUUAGCUAUAGAGCAGGUUGUGGCAUUUACUGAACUAACCAAAUCAUACGUGAGCUGUCCUUUCGGAAUACAAAACGUCGGCUACGUGAUGACAGUGUACGGAGUUAGUUCUGCAACAAGCAGUUUCGUAUUCAGCAAAUUAGCUAGAUUUGCAAGACGAUAUGUUCUACUGGGCCUUGCUGGGGUUCUUCAGAUGGCGCUGAUGUUGUGGAUGUAUCACUUGGUUCCGUCUUACCAUGACAUUCACCUCGUCUACGUUAUAUCCUCAGCAUGGGGAGUUGCGGAAGGAAUAUGGAAAACCCAGACGAACUCCGUAAUAGGGGAAAUAUUUCAUGACAAUAAGCAGUCAGCAUUUGCAGUAUAUGAAGGUGUCAAAUCUAUAGCAUUUACAUGUACCUUUGUGUACAGUAGUAUGCUGUGUGUUUCUGUCAAAAUUAUAAUCGCAAUGACCUUCCUAGUUUUGGGGAUGGCACUUUAUGCUUUGGUUGAAGUCAGAUAUCUGAGGAAAUCCAACAAACGGAUGUCUGAAGACGAAAAGGAAGAAGUUGCUAAACUCGAAAAGUCCAAUUAACUGAAACAAACGCUACAGUCUGCGUGACAAUUAAAACGGAUUAAUCAAUCAACAUGUUAUUAAUAUAUGCAAUUGGUUGUUUUCAUUAACAACAUAGAAAUGGUAUUAAGCAAUACUUCACAGAAGAUGUUUGAUGUGUUUAUAGAAAGUGUUCAUUUUGUGUAUUCUAAUCUACCUUUAUACUGGUACAAAUAUAGUUUACAAAAUAUUUUGUCUACAUCUAGCGUGAGAACAAUGUCUGUGUAUAGGUUUGGCAUGGCGGCCUAGCUGUUUAAGGAGAGUUACAUCACUUGAGCAUGCCAGAAUCCAAUGAUCAUUACUCAUUAGACUCAAAUCCAAAACUAGCAUUUUCCCAAUUUAUGACACAUCUUUCUUGAUGUUAAUCAUACAGACAAAUUAAUUAAUAGACUCAUAUUAUCUUUUUUUUAUUCCGUCGCGUACUUCGACCUUUUGUAUUACC